Molecule: messenger RNA, 1682 nt
Organism: Odocoileus virginianus texanus
Lineage: Eukaryota; Metazoa; Chordata; Mammalia; Artiodactyla; Cervidae
Gene: PLAC8L1
Product: PLAC8 like 1
Source: RefSeq, a predicted model, not a curated record
UAUCUUCAGCAGUAUCUCCUUUCAUGUUAGUAAGAUGGCCUUGCCCACAGUUAGGUGUGUACCUGCCUUUAAAGAAAUAAGAUACCUGUCAGUUACACUGCUAUGACCUCAGGUUCUAGAAUAUCAAGGCAACAUUCUUUAGGUGUUUCAUUUUGGAUUGAACCUAAGUUUAGAAUCAGGCAGCUUAUUGUUGAAGGGAAAAAGGAUAUCCCAAGAGACAAGAAAAUACCUAUUAACUAUGGAUUGGUUUGGAAAUGACUUCUGUAAGUUUCCUGAGGAUGUUUCCUUUCUCAACACACGUGCACCUCUGUUGCUUUCACUCAUAUCAUCUGAAGAUGAACAACAUUUUAUCUCCAACUUGAGGAGCCGUGCACCAGCCCAGGCUGUGGUGAAGCAGCCUGUCCGGGGAGCCAGCGGCAGGACGGCAAUCACAGCCAUUGUCCGGACUGGUGGGGACUGGAGCACCGGCCUCUUCAGUGUCUGCAGAGAUAAGAGGAUCUGUUUCUGUGGUCUCUUUUGUCCCAUGUGUCUUGAGUGUGACAUCGCCAGGCAUUAUGGAGAGUGUUUUUGUUGGCCAUUGUUACCUGGGUCCACCUUUGCACUGAGAAUUGGCACCAGAGAGAGACAUAAAAUAUGGGGCACCCUGUGUGAGGACUGGCUGGCAGUAUACUGCUGCUGGCCUUGCUCCAUCUGCCAGGUGGCCCGGGAGCUCAAGGUGAGGACCUCCCAACUCUAUGAGAUCUAUACGGCCCCUUCAACCAAAGAAACUUUUAUUUGAUAGAGCAAGAAAACUCCUCCUUCCUCACUUGCCCACACCCUCCUCUUAAAUCCCUCUUGUGGAGAGAUUGUUCUUAAGUUUUCACUGAAGUAGUACGAAAAUAAACGGCUUCCCACUACUGUGUUUACUGUUGUCCUUUCUUCACACAUAGCCCUGAUGAAGACACUUACUUGUCUGAAGUUGCUGUCCCAACUCAGCCAUGUUAGGCAGGUUAGAGAGGUAAGCUUUGUGCCCUCCACACCCUGUCUGGAGUUUGGAAGGUUGAAUUUCACCCCUCAUCUUCCCCUUUCACAAGGGAUGUCUGGGAAGCUGGAAGAAUUGUUAAAUGGCUUUCUUAUGCUAAGCCUCUUUUCCCAAAGUAUCAAUGAUGGGGCAGAAGAUGGUUAAUUUAACUUUUGUUUUAUCUUAUUACUUUUAAAUUUUUAUUGGAGUAUGGUUGAUUUACAAUGCUGUGUUAGUUUCAGGCGUACAGCGAAGUGAAUCACAUAAGACCUGGACUGGGCCCUAAACACCACUGUAAUACAGGAGCACUGUCCUUCCUUUGUCCUGACUCCUUCAGUCCUGACUGCAUAAAGGAGACAGCCUCAGCUUGUUGCUGACUUUGAACAACUCUCCAGUACUUAUAAAUCUUUAGCCCCAGACUCAAAGCCUUAGGUGGGCAGCUGUUGAAUUGUGCCCCUCCCCCAACCCCUUUCUGCCAAAGAUAUGUUUAAGUCCUAACUCCUGGUAUGUGUGAAUGUGCCCUCAUUUGGAAAUAGUCUUGCAAAUGUAAUUAAGAUGAGUUAGUAGGGUGGGCCCUAACCCAAUAUGGCUAUUGUCCUUACAAGAAGAGAUGAGACACAGAGGUAGAGACACACAGAGAGAAGACAGCUGUGUGAAGACGGAGGCAGAGACUGGAGUGGUG